Balaenoptera ricei (Rice's whale) is the source of this 504-nucleotide messenger RNA. It is a transcript of the gene LEP, whose product is annotated as leptin. The transcript is spliced from 2 exons. Gene Ontology annotation, molecular function: hormone activity; peptide hormone receptor binding. The record is from RefSeq and is a predicted model, not a curated record. Bases 1 to 504 code for a protein of 167 amino acids. Gene Ontology annotation, biological process: positive regulation of TOR signaling; positive regulation of phosphatidylinositol 3-kinase/protein kinase B signal transduction; negative regulation of appetite by leptin-mediated signaling pathway. Gene Ontology annotation, cellular component: extracellular region. Lineage: Eukaryota; Metazoa; Chordata; Mammalia; Artiodactyla; Balaenopteridae.
AUGCGUUGUGGACCCCUGUGCCGAUUCCUGUGGCUUUGGCCCUAUCUGUCCUACAUUGAAGCUGUGCCCAUCCGAAAAGUCCAGGAUGACACCAAAACCCUCAUCAAGACGAUUGUCACCAGGAUCAAUGACAUAUCACACACGCAGUCCGUCUCCUCCAAACAGAGGGUCACUGGUUUGGACUUCAUCCCUGGGCUCCUCCCUGUCCUGAGUUUGUCCAAGAUGGACCAGACAUUGGCGAUCUACCAACAGAUCCUCACCAGUCUGCCUUCCAGAAAUGUGAUCCAAAUAUCUAAUGACCUGGAGAACCUCCGGGACCUUCUCCACCUGCUGGCCUCCUCCAAGAGCUGCCCCUUGCCCCAGGCCAGAGCCCUGGAGACCUUGGAGAGCCUGGGCGGCGUCCUGGAAGCUUCCCUCUACUCCACGGAGGUGGUGGCCCUGAGCAGGCUGCAGGGGUCUCUGCAGGACAUGCUGCGGCAGCUGGACCUCAGCCCUGGGUGCUGA